AUGUUCCCUAGAUCAGAUAGAAACGUGGAAGCUCUCACUGGAGAUAUGAGCCAAUUAAGCUUCGAUAGUUCCAAUAACAACAUAAUGUCAUCUGGGAAUAAACUAAAAUAUAACGGACAGUAUUCUCCUACAAGAUAUAAGGAAAACAGAUAUGGGGCAAAUACUCCAACACCAUCACCAACCAAAUCUACUGUAUUUGGAGGUGAUGAUACAUCAAGAAUGGAUGUAGAUGAUUCAAUUUCUCAUGAUAUCGAUAUUGUUCAUUCUCCUAAAAAACUUCCUCCUGGGUUCGAUAAGAAAGCCUCUUCUAACAAGACUCAAAGGCUGGUUAGUGUCUGUAAAAUGUACUUUUUGGACUACUAUUGUGAUAUGUUUGAUUAUGUUAUUAGUAGGAGACAACGUACCAAAAAAGUUUUGGAAUACUUAGAACAACAGAAACAAGUUCAAAAUGCACCAACAGAGACGUUAAAUAAUGAAUGGUAUGGCUAUCUUCAAAAGGAACACGAAGUGCUGAGAAAAAGAAGAUUGAAACCAAAGCACAAGGAUUUUGAAAUGAUUACACAAGUGGGUCAAGGUGGUUAUGGUCAAGUUUAUCUAGCUAGAAAGAGAGACACCAAGGAAGUCUGUGCUUUGAAGAUUUUGAAUAAAAAAUUACUAUUCAAAUUAAAUGAAACCAAUCAUGUUUUAACAGAAAGAGAUAUCUUGACUACAACCAGAUCGGAAUGGUUAGUCAAACUACUAUAUGCGUUCCAGGACCCCGAAAGUUUGUUUUUAGCUAUGGAAUUUGUACCAGGUGGUGAUUUCCGUACAUUGUUAAUCAAUACAAGGUUUUUAAAGAGUGCACAUGCUAGAUUUUAUAUAAGUGAAAUGUUUUGCGCAGUUAACGCACUCCAUGAAUUGGGUUAUACACAUAGAGAUUUGAAACCAGAAAACUUUUUAAUUGAUGCUAAGGGUCAUAUUAAAUUGACCGAUUUUGGUUUAGCUGCAGGUACUGUCUCAAAUGAAAGAAUUGAAAGUAUGAAAUUGAGAUUGGAAGAAGUGAAGAAUUUGGAAUUCCCUGAGUUUAAAGAAAAAUCCAUUGAGGACAGAAGAAAAAUAUAUCACAACUUGAGAGAUACUGAUAUAAGUUAUGCCAACUCUAUGGUCGGUUCUCCAGAUUAUAUGGCUUUAGAAGUCUUGGAAGGUAAGAAGUACGAUUUUACUGUAGACUAUUGGUCUCUUGGUUGUAUACUAUUUGAAAGUUUAGUUAGUUAUACGCCAUUCAGUGGAUCUUCAACGAAUGAAACUUACGAAAAUUUAAGACAUUGGAAACAAACGUUGAGGAGACCAAGACUUGAGAAUGGUAGGGCCGCAUUUUCUGAUCGUACAUGGGAUUUAAUAACAAGAUUGAUUGCAGAUCCUAUAAGUAGACUAAGAUCGUUCGAACAUGUAAAGAGGAUGUCUUAUUUCUCUGAUAUAAAUUUUGAUUCGUUAAGAUCGAUGUCUCCACCAUUUAUUCCUCAAUUAGAUAGUGAAACGGAUGCAGGUUACUUUGAUGAUUUUACAAAUGAAGCAGAUAUGGCUAAAUAUGCUGAUGUCUUUAAGAGGCAAAAUAAAUUAUCUGCCAUGGUCGAUGACAGUGCUGUCGACUCAAAGUUAGUUGGAUUUACAUUCAGACACAGAAAUGGUAAACAAGGUUCAAGUGGUAUACUAUAUAAUGGUUCAGAAAAUUCCGAUCCAUUUGCCACUUUCUACUAA
This is a messenger RNA of Maudiozyma barnettii, 1737 nucleotides long. RefSeq names its product serine/threonine-protein kinase DBF2 (gene DBF2). Gene Ontology annotation, molecular function: protein serine/threonine kinase activity; ATP binding. Gene Ontology annotation, biological process: intracellular signal transduction; peptidyl-serine phosphorylation. NCBI's taxonomy places the organism in Eukaryota, Fungi, Ascomycota, Saccharomycetes, Saccharomycetales, Saccharomycetaceae. The record is from RefSeq and is a predicted model, not a curated record. The coding region runs from base 1 to 1737 and encodes 578 amino acids. The transcript has a single exon. Gene Ontology annotation, cellular component: spindle pole body.